Cryphonectria parasitica EP155 is the source of this 1023-nucleotide messenger RNA. RefSeq lists its product as uncharacterized. The record is from RefSeq and is a predicted model, not a curated record. Gene Ontology annotation, molecular function: oxidoreductase activity. The transcript has 3 exons. The coding region runs from base 1 to 1023 and encodes 340 amino acids. NCBI's taxonomy places the organism in Eukaryota, Fungi, Ascomycota, Sordariomycetes, Diaporthales, Cryphonectriaceae.
AUGGACUCGAUAACUGUGUUCGAUAGCCUCCUCGUCAAGGAUCAUGUCACGCAUGCUUUGGUUCAGGAUGAGGAACAGUACAACGAGGUUCCUAUGAGAGCCUACAUGGAUUAUUUCAGCACGCAACAUGCUCAUCUCAAGGGAAAUCACAGAGCCCUUGUCGAGUCUCAGUUUUGUGGCUUUACGCCGCUCGUUUGUGGGCUCUUCAGCGGCUUCGGUCAAGCCAUGAUCACUCUAGGCGACGCCAUGGAAGCUCGCAAUUCCAUUAUGGUUGUCCAGUCUUUUGUCUUGUCGUCUGUGGGAUAUUCUGCACUCAUCUCCGACAUUCUGACUGACAAACGGUUUGAAAGACCGAGCACGACUGCGUCCAGCCCCAGCAUCAUCUUGAGCCGAGCGGCGCACGAUGGGAGGUUCAGCCUCAAUCGGUCUGGCCCAGGAUUCCGGCAUGCCCACGUUAUUCUUUCUAGCCCUCCUGCGAGAGAGGCUAUUGCCGAUUAUGUUCACCAGCUAGAUCUGAGCAAUGUGGCCCGGCUCCUGGACAACAUGUCGCGCCUGUCUGUCCUCAUGCUCUGUGGUACCCACAAAAAGGGCUCUCCGGCGUUCGACCUGUACCUCAGUCGUACCGUGAGUCUGGUCAAUAGCCUCCGUGUGUUGAUCCACGAAUGCCCUAGUCAGCAACUUGAUCUGCUCAUCAGAGGCACAUGGUUCCUCCUCGUUCUAUCCUACAUCACUCAGCUCCGCCCUCGUCUGGACGAGUCUCUUAUCUGGUCCUUUUCUACAAAAAUAGGGAAAGCCUCCUGGGAAGAUCUUUUGCGACCUUUGCAUUUGAAUGCAGACGCACUACAAGGCAAACAUCACGACCCUCACUUCCUUCGAGCGCUGCGGAGCCUUCGUGCAUUGAGUCUGUCCGGGAAGACGGACGACCCACUGUACCUUCAUGCCGCUCAGAAACUCGAUAGCGAAUGGCAAGGCUGGACUGGACUGGGAAAGGCACAAGAGGCGUCUCUCAAUAUCCGUCUCUGA